Acipenser ruthenus (sterlet) is the source of this 2714-nucleotide messenger RNA. Its product is annotated as trifunctional enzyme subunit alpha, mitochondrial-like. The record is from RefSeq and is a predicted model, not a curated record. Gene Ontology annotation, molecular function: enoyl-CoA hydratase activity; NAD+ binding; long-chain (3S)-3-hydroxyacyl-CoA dehydrogenase (NAD+) activity. Bases 82 to 2376 code for a protein of 764 amino acids. Lineage: Eukaryota; Metazoa; Chordata; Actinopteri; Acipenseriformes; Acipenseridae. Gene Ontology annotation, cellular component: mitochondrial fatty acid beta-oxidation multienzyme complex; mitochondrion. Gene Ontology annotation, biological process: fatty acid beta-oxidation. The transcript is spliced from 20 exons.
UAGAUAUUCCUGUUCACAUAAAUGUAAAUAGGCCCAAUUUGUCUUUGCUUUCUCACUCUGCUUUUUACUUGACCUCCCAAGAUGGCAAGUGUUCGGGCUGCAGGAGUUCUCUCCAGGUUUUCAUCUACAACAAGAUACUCACUUUUUACAGGUUACACAUGCCGUAAUUUCACAGUUUAUUCUGCUAUGCUAGCUCGAACUCAUGUCAGCUAUGAGGUCAAUGGUGAUGUGGCAGUUGUACGGUUUAACAGCCCUAACUCCAAGGUAAACACUUUGUCCCGACAACUCCAGUCUGAGUUUACUCAAGUAAUGAGUGAAGUCUGGGCCAAUGGUGCUGUCAAGAGUGCCGUCUUAAUCUCCUCAAAACCGGGCUGCUUCAUUGCCGGGGCAGAUAUCAACAUGAUUGAAGCUUGCAGUACUGCUGCAGAAGUGACCAGCCUUUCUCAAGAAGGACAGAGGAUGUUGCAGAAGAUUGAACAAUCCCCCAUACCCAUUGUAGCUGCUAUUAAUGGCUCCUGUUUGGGAGGAGGCUUGGAGGUUGCAAUUGCCUGCCAAUACAGAGUAGCAACAAAGAACAAGAAAACCGUUCUGGGUACACCUGAAGUCAUGCUGGGUUUACUUCCUGGAGCUGGUGGCACCCAGAGACUACCAAAAAUGGUUGGCAUUCCCUCUGCCUUUGACAUGACGUUGACAGGCAGGAAUAUCCGUGCAGAUAAAGCCAAAAAGAUGGGUCUUGUUGAUCAGCUUGUUGACCCACUAGGUCCUGGUUUGAAGGGUCCAGAGGAGAGAACUAUGGAAUACCUUGAAGAGGUUGCAGUUGAAUGUGCUAAAGGAAUAGCCAAUAAGAAAAUCUCUCUCAAGAAGGAAAAGGGUUUAAUGCAGAGGUUAACAGACUAUGUCAUGGGUAUUCCAUUUGUAAGGAAGCAGAUAUACAAUACUGUACAGACGAAAGUUAUGAAACAGACCAAAGGACUAUACCCUGCUCCCUUGAAAAUUAUUGAGGUUGUACAGACUGGGAUUGAACAGGGAUCGGAUGCUGGCUAUUUGGCUGAAUCACAGAAAUUUGGUGAACUCGCCAUGACCAGAGAAUCCAAAGCCCUUAUUGGCCUCUACCAUGGUCAAGUAGCAUGCAAGAAAAACAAAUUUGGAACUCCACAGAAAGAGGUUCAGAGACUGGCCAUUUUGGGCGCAGGUCUGAUGGGAGCUGGUAUUGCUCAAGUCUCUGUUGACAAGGGCUUGCACACCAUUCUGAAAGAUACUACAGAGCAAGGCUUGAGCAGAGGCCAACAGCAGAUCUAUAAAGGGUUGAAUGAUAAAACUAAGAAGAGAAGUAUCACUUCCUUUGAGAGAGACAGUAUUUUCUCAAACCUUACCGGACAACUUGAUUACAGUGGUUUUAAUAAGGCAGACAUGGUUAUUGAGGCUGUGUUCGAAGACAUCCAUAUAAAACACAAAGUCAUUCAAGAAGUUGAAGCGGUUAUUCCCCCUCAUUGUGUUUUUGCCACCAACACAUCUGCUCUGCCCAUCAAAGACAUUGCUUCUGUCAGCAAAAGACCAGACAAAGUAAUUGGGAUGCACUACUUCUCUCCAGUAGACAAAAUGCAGCUUCUGGAAAUCAUCACCACAGACAAAACGUCCAAAGACACAACUGCCUCUGCUGUGGCUGUCGGCCUCAAACAAGGAAAAGUCAUCAUUGUGGUGGGGGAUGGUCCUGGCUUUUAUACAACCAGAUGUUUAGCUCCUAUGUUGGCUGAAGCUGUUAGAGCCCUGCAGGAAGGUGUCGACCCUAAGAAACUGGAUGCCCUCACAACUGGCUUUGGGUUCCCUGUUGGCGCUGCCACUCUUGCUGAUGAAGUAGGAAUCGAUGUUGCUGCUCAUGUAGCAGAGGACUUGGGAAAAGCAUUUGGCUCCCGAUUUGGUGGAGGCAAUGUUGAAGUACUGAAAACCAUGGUAGCAAAAGGAUUCAAAGGCCGCAAAUCUGGGAAAGGGUGCUACGUCUAUCAAGAAGGCACAAAAAACAAAAAUGUGAAUCCAGGAGUUGAGGAGAUUUUGCAGAAGUUUAAGAUUCCAGUAAAUCCUGACGUAGCCAAAGACAGUGAUGUCCAGUAUCGCCUGGUGUCCAGGUUUGUGAAUGAGGCAGUGAUGUGCCUGCAGGAAGGAAUUCUUAGUAACCCAGUUGAAGGAGAUAUUGGGGCAGUCUUUGGCUUGGGAUUCCCACCAUGUCUAGGAGGUCCUUUCAGAUUUGUUGACUCUUAUGGAGCAGAUAAACUUGUUGAGAAGAUGAGGAAGUAUGAACAUGUCUAUGGUAAUCAGUUCACACCGUGCCAGUUGCUGGUUGACCAUGCCAAGGAUGCCAGCAAGAAAUUUCACAAGUAAACCAGAGAGAGAGAUUGGUUGAUAAUGUCUCUUUAUUCAAAGGUGGGGGGCGGGGGGGGGGUAGUAGCUUUGCCAUUGAAAAAUAAUGAAUGUGGUGGACAUCACAAUAGAUAAGUCUAGGCAACCUUAAACAAUGUAAAUGCAACCAUUUUUAUAUAAUUUUUUUGUUUGAAAAAUUAACAAUAGUGAUUAACUAACCUAAAUCUUCUUCCCAUGGUGCCUUAGAAAUGCAGACAACUCAGGCACUUAUUUCUGUGCUUUUUGCAGAGUUAAAAAUGCCAUUGCAAAGCAGUGUUUCAUUGUAAACCAUCUUAACAAUAAAACUAAACAGUUUUGGA